AAUUAAAUAAAAUCAAACCAAAAACAUGAAUGAUAAAUGAGAGUUGAAAACACUGUGCAUCAUUUUAAUGAAAUUUUAUUACAUCAAUUCAUCUAAAAAAAAAUAAAUCAUAAUUAAAUAAGAAAUAAAAGAACAUUCAAACUCAUGACUUACUAACAGCCCCAAUCAAGCAUGUCUGGUCCCAUCUCUAUAAUAUGCUCUAAUUUUAAAAUCAAAUGAACACAAAACAUAUAAAAGUAAAAGGGCCCAAUAAAAUGUGGAUAUUUCAACAUUUUCACAGCCAAUUAUUAAAUGGAUUGUAAUGAGAAACCAUCCACCACAGCAGCCCCUAACAAUGCUAUUAAAAUCAGAGCAAUAUGUUGUACCAAACGACAUUUAAGAAUUUUUCAACCAUGCUUCCAAUUCUUGCAAAACCAAAUUUAUCAUCUAAGAAAAUGGUAAAUCAAUCCAAGAAUAAAAUAAAAAAUUUGAAACAUGUUUGCAAAUGUUGUUCAUCUCAGAGCAAUCAUUAAAAAGUUAACAAAAUACAUACAGGCACUAAAAUUACUGAAAUCAAGUUCAAUUUCAUUUUGACUCAUUUAAAUUUUUCCCACUACAAACAAUUAGAGCAUAACAACCCAUUGAAGAGCUAACUACUUAUAAAACCCUCAACCUUAUUUAAAGUAGAACUUAACAAAUGCAUCAAUUUUCAUAAAGCUAAUAGCAUUGAGGAACAACAGAUAGAGCAAAUGUAUGUAUAAAUAAUUAUUAACCUUUGCAAUUUAUACAACAUUUGGUUUUUUUUAAUAAGGAACAAUCAAACUAAACAAAAUGUUUUCAAAAUUAUGAAAUGAUAAACUAUCAAAUACGAAGCAAAGUACAUAACUAGUUCUUACUUUCAAAUCAAACCCAGACAUCCCAUAUAUCCCAUUAACAUUUCUGUCACUCAGUCUCACCACUACUUAGUAAUUUCAUACCUUGCUCAGUAAAUAUUAAAUAAUUUCUCUUGUUAAUCUUCCCCUACAGGAACAGCAUCUUCUAGACGUUUGAUAAACCUCAAUCUGAUUUCUGUGAUAUUGUCUCCUUUAAGUGUAUCCUGUAUAAACUUGACAUCAACAUCCAUCUGAACCUAGAAACAAAGAGACAUUUUUAUUUGAACAAAUAUCUACUAUAAGUACAAGAUCCAUGUGAGCCUAGAAAAAAAUAAACAUUUUUAUUAAAAACAAAUAUCUACUACAUUUACAAGAUCAAUAUCCAUCUGAACCUGGAAUAAAAUACAUUUUUAUUAGAAACAAAUAUCUACUACAGAUACAAGAUCAACAUCCAUCUGAACCUGGAAUAAAAUCCAUUAUUAUUUUUUUUUAAAUAUCUACUAGUACUAAAUGUACAAGAUCAUCAUUCAUCUGAACCUAGAAAGAAAUAGACAUUUUUUAAACUAAAAACAAAUAUCAACAACAGGUACAAGAUAUCUGCUUUUAAUAAUAUAUUUUUUUUUAAAAUUACUCUUUCAACUGAUCGCCAGAAAUAGCCAGUGUGACUCAUUAGUUAAUUAGAAAUCAAAAUUAUCAAUUUACCUUUAAAGAUGCUAACUGUUUACCCUAAACUUUCAUACAUGUUUAAAAAACACAGAUGCUCUUAGAUAAAAAGUUUAACAUAUUAAUAAAUAUGUUCAUACCAUUUCCAGAGCACCCCUCAAGGCACCACACAUUAGGUUGGAGUAAUUUAGGUUGGCAUGACCAGGAGGAAGUUCCACAAAGUCAGUCAGUGGGUUUGACUCCAACAAAAGGGAGAACUCAUCCCCAGCAGCACUCCAGUUACUUACAACUGGAGUUAGACCAAGGUACAUUUUGAAUGCUACCUGUGCUUGAAAUAAAUAAAAUUAAUUAAUGUUCAGCAUCUACAGUUGUUAGUUUUUACUACAUUUAAAGGUAUUUUCUGUUUAAAUAGAGCAAUCAAAAGUACAAUAAUUUUUUUUAUUAUUGCUGUGUCUGGUAUUUAUGUAAUAACUAUUAAUUCUCCAUUUGUAAAUUAAAACUAAAUUUUUUUGUGAAUGGAGUUCAUCAUUAAACUUUAAAAAUUAGUAUAUUUUGAUAUUGGUUUUGAUACAUGUUAGGAAAAGACAGCUUGCCUUGGCUAUAACAUCAGCUGUUUCUCUAAAAUCAUUACACCUUCCAGUGUUGGCUCUAGCAAGAAAGUCCUCUAUCAAGCGCACUCCCAUAUUAUAGCCCCUGGCAAUAAAAUGAAUAACUAAAACAUAAUGUGAAUCCAUCUUGCAAAGUUGAAAAUUUUACUAGAUGAAAAACCUUUGAUUAUAAUAGCAAUGCGAGGAAAAGAUGUGAAAAUAGGACACACUUUAAAAAUCAUAAUUUGCUAUCAUUGUAAAAGAUUAUUAUAAAAAAUCCAAAGAACUUUUAAAAUAUGUUACAUUUUAUCCAACUGUUUAUUGACUUGCUCAUCAUUUUCAUAAUCUUUAAUUAGUUGCGCUACAAGUGCUCCAUAGGUCAAUGUAAAUAACUCUCCAUUCUGAAAUAUGUAAAAAUUGAAAGCAUUCAAUAACUCCCAUCACUUGUGUUGCAUUUAAAAUAAUGUAUUUAUUGUACAAACUUAAAUAUUGAAUGAAAAUAAUCAACAUUAAAAUGUCUAAAUAGUACAUUAGAGAAAAAAAAUAUAUUCAAAACUAAGUACUUUUUAAAAAUAAAAUUUGCGCUUUUUAAAAGAAAAGUGAAGUUUACCUAUUUUCAACUUCAAUUUUCAACGCUUAAACUAUAACCACGAAAACAAAAAUGAAUUCUCAAUAGAACAAGCAAGAUGUCGACUUCAAGUUUAAGUAAUUGGCGGAUGUUGAAUUUAUUUUUAUGCUAAAAAUUUUAAAAAAUCAACUAUAGAAAGGUGAACCAAGAUACCUUUGUUAAUUGUAAAUUAAACCGUGGAGGUCGCCAUUUUGACAACGAAAUUCAAAUACCUGAUUUUCAGGAGUUUCUGGGUGAUAACAAAGUGCCUAAACUGAAAACUCCUAUCCUUUUAAACUUUUAAGCCUUUUAACGAAUUUGGGAUUUGAUUAAUAUUAAUCAUAAUGAGUGAAAGAAAAGAUUCACACAUAAUCACAGUCUUAGACUUUGGAAAACGUUGCAUACAGAUUUAUUUGGUAUGAUAUGAAUUAUGAUUUUAGUAGGGCCUACACACUUCUUGGUAAAUUUUGAGAGAUAGCACCACGGCCGCCAUCUUGAUUGCAGCGACCCGCAAACUUAUGUCCUGCAUGUAUCCCUAAACCUAACCUGAACCCUAAAUCCAUCCCUAAACCUAACAUGAACCCUAUACUUAUCUGUAUCUCUAACCUAGGUUUUGACCCUAUUGGCGGAACCAGCGUUUUGACCCUAUUGGAACCAGGGACACAACAUGCAAAUGAGGUUAGGGUGGUAGCUCUCUAAAUUAGCCCACUUCUAGCCCCCACUUCAUCAGUCCAUAACUGCAUCGCCUUCUUCAGUCCAUGAAUGAGUACCGAGCCGAGCCCAGUUUUCGGGCCGGGUACACCGAUGACCGAGAGGGGAGGGGGUGUGGCAUAUAUUAUAUUAUAUAUUCAUAAUAAUAUUGACAAUUGAAUUAUUAUUGAAGUCAAUAGGCGUAUAUGAUUAAUUUAGUAAGACUUUUAAAAAACCAACCACUUUCCUUGGGUCUCCAGCUCUAUUGGCUUGUCUCGACAUUACUUGACUACUUUACACCCUUGCUCGCCUUUGAUUUUAGAAUUUUCAUUAACAGCUAAUAAACUACCAAUCUCGAUAAGAGAUACUCUUCUGAAUGAAAGUACCGGAAAUAAACACAGCGAAUGUACGAAAUAAUAAAUAUAUUUUGAUUAGUUAAUAUUUAUAAGUAUCCAAUCAACAACCAGUUCACAAAUUUUUGUUUUUGCCGGAACCAAUAUGGAUUCCAUUUGCAUGCUGUACCGUUGUGACUGCUGAUGUUUAUGUUUCUACUUUCAUAAUGUUAUUUUCUCUUUGUGGUAGAGAAAUUUUAUCGGAUUAAACUGUUGGCUUUCUUCCUUAAUAUAUACAUUUUUAAAGAUCCAAUAAUAAAGGAUGACAGAUUACAAGGAAGAGCAGAGAAAUGAAAUCGAAGCAUUGCAGUCCAUUUAUCCGGAUGAAAUUGAAAGUAAGAACCAUACCAAAAAAAACAACAAAAAACGAAUGUUUUUCCCAUCACAUUAUUAUAUUAAUUAUUAUUGACUUAGUUUAAGCAUAUUACUCUCACUUAAGCAAUACAUAAAUUAUCUACUGCUACUACUAAUAGUCAAACCUCUGUUCCAUAGGCUAGCUGAUACUGAUAGCUGAAAUUAAUCAGUUCUGCGACCAUAUUUUGACCAUAUACAUUAUACAUAUAUUGAAUGUUGACAGUUGAGGCUCAUGAACGGCAUUGAUUUAUGAUGUGAUUGAAUGAUUUCCAUGGUCCAUAUUAAUAUAUUUAUUAUUGAAUAGCAUUGAUUAUGAUUGAUUGUACCGGUACUUAACCAGCAUUAAACUCAACCUGGGUUGUACUUGACCCGCAUUGUUCAUUGUUGGUAAUCUCAGAUAUAAUAUUAAUAUUAAAAUUAGGCUAAUAUAAUUAGCAUUGUAAAUUAAAGGAAUAUAAAUGUAUAUAUAUCCAUUAUAUUUAUAUGUAUUUGGAAGCUCAUUCUGGCAUAUGUUCUACGAAUGUCGAAAUUGAUAGGAAAUUUUUUUUGGCCAUUUUACAAUAUACUCUAUCACUCUAUGGCGAACUUGGAUUUUUGCGUUCUACGUCACAGUUUUCUAAUUAAUAAAUUAAUUUUGUCUUUUAUAUAUAUAUGUGUGUGUGUGUAUAUAUAUAAUAAUAUGUGUGUAUGUAUAUGUGUAUGUAUUUCUGUAUAUAUAUAUAUAUAUAUGUAUAUAAAGUCGGUUAUCUUAUUUUAGUGUAUUUAAUUAUUUUUAUUAAUUAUUUCUCAAUAUGAUUAAUAAAAUCCAAGCCUGUUCUGAUACGACCAAAAAUGUUGCCUUAAAAUACAAAAGGUGGCUGGAGCUUAAUUUGAGUUUUUGUAUAAUUGUUAAUAUAAAUUAUAAGCUAUGAAAUAACUUAGUAAGUUAAUUAUUUAGUUAAAAAUAUAAUAAUAAAUAAGGAUAGAAUAAAAUUACACAUUUCAUUUCAAGUCAUUUGUAUUGAAUUUACUUCACUAAAAUAUGGUUUUACACCAAAAUAGGCUAAGUACGCCUUAGUAUUAAGAUCGAUAGGGCUUUUUCAUUCCAGAUACCAAACAAGUCUUAUUUCAUGGCAACCAUAAAAAUCUGACUCAAUCGCUGGGUGGGAAGGGCUGUAGUCUAAGGCUGUUGAUGUAUCAUCCCAUUCAUUGGAAGUUUGGACAUUGGUGGCUUUCCUCACAGGCUUGUGGCUUUUUUGAUAAUGUCGCCACAAUCCAGCUUUGGGCUUUUGUAUUGUAUGGGAGUUCCAUGCAUGCUGCUUUGCUGCCAGCUUUUGGGGGUUGAGGAAGUAGGGCUUGUUACAGUAUUUUAAUUUUAAAAUCUCCUAUUAAAAUAUUUUUCUUUACAAUUACAGUUAUCGAAGAAGAGCCAUUUUAUAUUUUUAAGAUGAAGGUAGUGCCCCAAGAUGCUGAAAAUUUUCCAGAUCAUGCAAGUAUGUAAGCUUAUUACUGUGAAUAAAACUUACUGUAUAAUGCACUAAAGCGGUUCAACACCAUAGUCUGCCAUGUUGAGACUUUGUGGCAAAGGUUCUAACUGUGAACUGCUCUUCUUUAAUUAUGUUGCGUAAACAUCACUCACAAAAAAAACCCAAAAAACUACACAAUUUUGUAAAUAGCCUCUUUCACACCUGCUAGAAUGCUGGACUGACCAUCAGCCUUAAGAAGACAGAAUAUGUCUUGUGGCAAGAAGUAGAUACCCUUCUCACCGUCAUUAACAUUGAAGUUUUUAAGAACAAUCACUUACCUUUGAUUUACCUUCUCCUGCUAUAAUAAACUUCUAUGACCAUAUAGAAAAAGCAAGCCUGGAAUUUUAACCUUAAAGUAAGGAAAGAAAAGCAUGUCUACAAGUGUGAUCAAACUUGUAAAGUAAAGAGGUCUGGACAUGAUCAAUUGCAGGUUUGUAUUUUGUUGACUUUGUACCGCGCUUCGAGCCUUUGGGGAUGAAGCGUGUUUUUGAAAUGAACUUUAUUAUUAUUAUUAUUAUUAUUACAAGGAUGUGUGCAGAGAGAUAUGAAUGUCAGCUUGCAUGCCAACAACUAGGAAGGCUGUAGUGAAGACCCUUUUGACUGACAUCUAGCUGUCAAACAGGGAAUUUAAUGACAGAUUACAAAGGGAAAAUGCUAAAACUUCAACAUCCACCUCAGAAAAUGAAGCAUUGAUAGGAUCAGACUCUCCAGUCAGUGGUUGCAGACAGGAAACAAUACCGUAUCAUAGUCUUAUGAAGCCUGAUGACAAAUUUCAGACAUCAACUGUCUGCAUCAUUAUUUGUCCCCAGUAUUUAUUAAUAUUUUUUUGCUGACAGUCAGCUGAAACACCGGACUGCCUAAUUCAAAACCGGAUAACUGGCACCCUAUGACUCUUGUACUUUAGCAGACAUUUGGAUCCAUUUUUUUAAAGAAAUCACUUUAUUUCUUUUGUUUAUCAAGGCUUCCCAACAAAGAUGACUAUAUUUCAGAUUUAAAUGGUUUUGUAGUUUGCUAUUCUCCCCAAAAUACACACAUUUAAAACCGGUAUAAUAUUUAUCUCCAAACGAGAUAAUAAUGUGGGGAAUUUAGCAAAUUUUUUAUUUAAUUAUAAAAAGCUGUUUAAUUUUGGCUAAACACUUUUUUCGAUGCUAAGAAUUUUUUUAUGACAAAAAGUUAGCACCGUUUUUUAAUCAUUAUUAUUUUUUAAUGCCAGUGUCUGCAGUGCUGCAGUUCACUUACACAUCAGAGUACCCAGACACUGCACCAAUUAUGGAAUUAGAUUCAACUGAAAACAUGGAUUAUUCUCAGCAAGAUUUAUUAAUGGAGUUUAUGAAAACACAAGUAUGGAAUUAGCUGCUAACAUUAAUAUUUUAGAUUUCUGUGCUUAAUUUUGUCCAUUUUUUUUGUUUUACCACCAAAAAAAACCCAUGGAAGUUUAUAUUAAUAAUAUUAUUACAUUUGCUAUUAAUUUUGAAGGAAAAUAAGGCAAUUUAAAUGUUAUAUUAUGUUAGUUCUUUGUGUAUUAAUUUAUUAUAUAUAUAAAAUAUAUAAAUGUAAUGACUGAAUUUUCCGUAAUGCUUUUAACGUACUUUUUAGGCUCAAGAAAAUUUAGGGAUGGCAAUGAUUUUCACAAUCAUCUCAGCAGUUCAAGAAAGAAUGACAAGCAUGAUGGAGCAAGCUGCAAAAGAGGAAGAGGAAGCAGCUGAAAGGAAGAAGAAAGCAGAUGAAGAAGCUGAACGAGUGUGUGCAUUAUAAAUUAAAAUGAUUUUAAAUGUUAAUUUUGUGUAGUUUUUAGCAAUUCUAUUAAAAAAUAAAAGAAAUUUUUUCCAACCUAUAAUAUAAAUAAGAAAUUUAAAUUUAUAUCAUUACCUUUCAAGAACAAUUGCAAAUCAGUACCGUAGUCUUUAGUGAAUUUACAUGACUUCCAUCAGAUUAUAAAAAUAUUUAAGAGAAAUGUAUUUUAUGAGAUAAGCAAUUUUUGUCAACAAAGUCUUAUUUUCUUUAUGGUUAGGAUACUCAUGUUGAGUCAAUAAAAUACGGUUUUAACUGAUUAAAGAACUAUCUGGAAUAUUCUUUCUCUUACCUCUUGUAAAGCCGGCUAUCUAACAAAGUCUUUUUUAUGAAUUGGUAAUUUCUGAUUUACAGAAAAGAUUUGAAGGUACGCGAGUCAAUGUGGAGUCAUUUAUGGUCUGGAAAUUAAAGUUUGAUGCUGAAAGAGCAGAAAUGAGAAGACUAAAAGGCUAUUCUGAUGGUCAAGCCAAGAAGCCAACAGGUAAAAGUAGCAUGACCUGGGUUGUGAAAAAACGCUGUCAAACAUUGUUGUUGGCUUUGGGAAGUUGGCUGCAUUAAUCUCCUUAAUGAGACAAUUUUGGUAUAUUUCAUCUUGAACCUUUAGCAAAAUUGAAAAUCAGUAUCAUUUGUUUUAAAGUUGGUUAAAAAUCAUUAAAAAAAAAACAAUUUCAAAAAUUUUCAAUUAUUUUAAAUUGCAAAUAUAGAAAAAUUCUGAUCUCUUAUUACUAUUUUUUAGGUAAAGAACUCUUCCUUGCAGACCAGUCUCUGAAUGAUUCUGAUGUCAAGUUUUUACAAGCAGGUAUUUAAACAUUCUUUUUUGUAAGGGUGUGCAGCUCAUUGGUGGGUGCUAGGGUUCUGCUGGUUUUCAACUGGAGAUGUUAGUUUCUACUCACUGUUAUUAAGAACCGAUAAUGACCAUGGUGCACCAAUGGUGAGCCUUAGUCAUUGUUGUGUUUCUUUUAUGGAAUCAACCCAUCACCCAAGAUACAAGAUUUCUAACCAGUUAAUUAACUUCUUAGUUAAAUUACCUUCUUUGGAUUCAUGGGGCUAAAUAUACAUUUCCCUCUAAAAAUUGUAUUGUUAAAUUUUAAAUACCGUAAUAUUAUUUAUCACAAAAAUUUGUAAAUGGAAUUUUAAUUUGCUGAAAUAAAUAGAUUCCGAAUGCUGAAUAUUCAGCCUGGGUUAUUGGCCAAAGGAUUGUCUUAGUAGAAUCUCACUUUAACUGAAAAUUUACCAAUGGAAAAAUAAUGCAUGCUGUUGUACCAGUAUUGUAAAUUUACAACUUACCAUGUUUCCUGAUAAAAUGUGUUAAAAUUUAAUUUCUUAAAAUGUGUCAUGAUAAAAUCUUUUUAGAAUUCUGAUAUUGAUAACUCAUCUUAACAGAGUUAUAAAAAUAUAGAUUCCCUCUACUUUUGUGCACUGGUAUUCAUAGAUCUGUUAAUUAAUCUUAGUGAAGCUUAUUGUAUCAGACAGUUCUGUAGGGGUGGAGUGAAAUGACUCUGAUUGGUGGGUGUGAGGGGACAACUCUUGUAUGUGUUUCACAACUGCUUUUGUGUAGGAGUUUUAUGUUAUAUCAGUUUCAUGUACCGGUACUAAGAGACAUAAUUAUCAUAUUCAUUUAUACCUAACUAUCAAAGACUUCAUUACACAAUUUCAUAAAUUAAAUGAACUUAUUUAUUUACAACUAUCCAAAUAUAAUCUAUUAUGGCUAAGGAUAUGAAAAACAACUUUCAUAUAAUUUUAGUCUAGGUUCUAUUACAUUAUGUAUAUUGGCCUCCCCGUAAUGCCUAAAAUUCAUCAUAAUAGUCACUUUGCUUUGUAUCAGAAUUCUUUGCCAUCGGACAGUUAAGACUUUACUUAUCAAUCUAUAAUGGUCUUUGUUGAUCUGGCUUGAUCACUCAAAUUGGGAGAUCACUUCAAUUCUUGAAUUGGGUUCUCCGUUACUUUCCUUAAUGGCUUCUCAGUGCGGUAAAGAAAGUGGACAUCGUGGCAGUACGUUGUGAUGUGUGUGUGGAAUUCCCAGCAAUGUGUCUGUCGUGGAUGUAAAGUCCUAUCAGUAUGUGGUCCUAUUGAUGCAGGCUAACAGCUUGGUCUUCCGGAUGGAUACUGGACCGAGUCUUAGAAUCCAGCCUCAGGGAACUGAUCCUCAAACCAGCUGCUAAGGUGCAUUGACUUCUUGCACUUGGGCAAUACAGUUAUAUAAUAACCAGGCUAUAUGUGAAUGAUACAAGAAAAAGAAGUGAGCAACUUUUACAAUAUUCUUGAGCUAACAGAUCCCUUUCGCACAACAAUGAAUUCAGAUCGAGUUAUUGAACGAGAUAAGAGCUUUUGAUGCAAAAUAUCCAUGUGUAGAUAACCUUAUUCGUCUUCACCAUAGCCGGCUCUAGCAUGUAUGGUAAGCGUUGAUGUAUGGCCAAUGAUUUUUUGCAAACAUAAGAAUACAGUGAAUUAUAAAUAUAAUUUAAUAUAAAGCAUAUAUAAGUUUACUACAUUCAAAGAAUUGUUGGAUAACAAAGUUCCAAUGGCUGCAUUAUCAUCCUUGAGAUGGGAUGAAGUCUAGAUGAGUAAAUCUCAAAAUGGCCAACAUGUGUCCGUUUUGGAGAUGAAUGUCGAACAUUGAGAAAAUAUAAAAUACAAGGAAUUAAACAUAUUCAUUUGCAGUGGAAUGAUCAUACAUUAAUUUUUAACCAAACUAUAUACAUGAUAAUACAAUGCAUUCAAAUAAAAGUAAUGAAAUAAAAAUGUUCAACCAACUCGCUAGGUUUUUGAAAUGGCAGGCUUCAGAAAUAUGUGAAGUUAAAUGUGCUAACUUUGUGUGACAAUUUUAAAAGACCGUUUAUAACUUUUAUCUUGGUAUUUAUAGUGGAUUUUUAGGUAAUUCUUGUCUACGCUAUUGUAUGCUGUUUUGUAAUCCAAGUGCAGUUGGUGUAUGUCGAGGUGUAAGUAAGGAUAACAGCAGGCAACAUUUCCUAUUUUAGCCUAAGAAAGCUACUGGGAAGCAAAAUCCUCUCAAAGGGGAACAAAGAAGACAAUAAACACCACUAUCAUAAGACCUGUAGUUACUUACACUAGUGAGACUUUGUCCCUUACCAGAAAAACAGAGAACCUGCUCAACACAUAGGAAAGGAAAAUCCGCAGGAAAAUAUAUGGUCCAGUGAUAGACAAUUUUUUUUGGAGAAUUGUAAAACCCAAGAGCCAUAUCAAUUGUACAAAGACCCUUGCAUAGUCGCAACAAUAAAAAAAGGGCAGACUGCGCCGGACAGGACAUAUUGAAAGGAUGUUGGAACGUAGAGCAGCAAAAGUGAUAUACAUGCAAAAACAUACAGGAAUAUGGCUCACCCCUCGACCAAGAAUGAAAUUGGUUGACAAUGUAGAGAAGGACUAACACCAGUUGGGACGGAAAGCCAUGGAUGAGGUGGAGCAGGCCAGAGCCCGCCAUGGGCUGUAGCGCCACUGAUGAUGAUGGUGAUUUACAGUGGAUUUAAUAUAAUUGGUCAUUGGCUAAAUCAUGUGCUAACUGAGAACAAAGAAAUUAACAUUUAGAUAUAUAAUAAAAUUUCCACAGGUUAACAACAGCUCACCGGUGGCAAAAAUCCACUCCUCAAAUGUUACUGAUUCACAUGUAUAACGACAAUAAAAGGGGAAUAAUUCAUGCCGAACACAAAAAAAGAGGGAGGACGUUCUAAGAAGAUGUUUUAGAUAUAUUGAAAUUUGGAUGACAGCUUGAUUUCGUCACAAGGGCUUGGGUCCCCCCACUCAGCGCUAACAGAAAACAAAAUAAACUCUAGCCCCUACAGGGCUGAUCGCUUGAUAAAAAAUAAUGAAGCUGAUAUAAUUUUUUUCCCCAUUCAGGGAUCCCUUAAAGCUGGGGAUAUUAACAAUUUUCUUUAAUUUAUAAUUUUUUUAAAGCCUUCUGGAUUUUUUGGUUUUAAAUAUAUUUUUAAUUUUUAGUGUGUUCAAGAAUGAAUAUGUUUUUAUCUUAUAGAGGGAGACACAUUGGAAGUUGACGAGUCAUUAUUUGAGAACAUGGGGGAUCUGGAAUUGGAUGAUGAAGAUGAUGAGAGUGAUGAUCCGGACUACAAACCAGGAGAUGAGGAUGAUGACGAUUGAUGAAUGUGCUAUAAUUAGUUAUGUUUGAACUUAAAUCUUUGCUGAAUGUGUGAAUCUAGGGACAUUUCUUUAUUAUUACAUUGCUGCAAGGCCAUGUAUUGCUUUUGUUUAUGUGCCUUUAUUAAAUAGAAAUGGCAGAAUGAUUUCAGAAACAGUUCUUGUAACUUAAUUUUGUUCUUGGACUUAUAUUUAAGUGCUGUUGUUUUUAUUGAGUAAUUUAUAGGUAAUAAUAAUUAAAAAAUUAUAAGUUCAAGUUGACAUGAACAUUUUCAUGAAGUACAGCAUAAUGCAUUCUGAUCGACUUUAUUCAUAGAUGAAACUAUAUUAUUACUUUGCCUACUGAGUUUUUGGUACUGACUCCUAUUCCAGUGCAUGAAAAAAGAUAAUUUUGCCAACAGAAAACUAUAAAUUACUUACAAUAAAAAGUCAUGGACAUUGAAUUAAAAAAAAAAAAAUGUAAGUGUAAGGAAACUAAAAAUAAACCACAUUUUCCAAAGUGUGUUAGUUAGUUCACUUUCAUGGAUAUACAGAAGUACAAAAUUUCCCAUCAUUUAAAAAAUAUUAUUAGGCUGUUUAUACAUCCAAUUAUUAUCAUCCAUUGAAUAAAGAUGCUUUCAUGUUUUUCACUUUUGUUCCAUCAGAAGUAGAAUUUAUGUAGUUUACUCAUUUGUGCAGUACUAGUAUAAAAAUAAUGAGGAUCUAUACAAACACAUCAAACUUAAGACUUAUUUAAUUAUGCAAAGAUGAUCAUGAUGUCUCUUAGUUCAUACUCACUAUUUUCAAAGGUAGGCUGGGGAGGCAUGGGAUAUAACCUAAAAUAUUUACAAAUAUGGGAAAACUUUUAAAAGUUUUGAAAUAUUGUAGAUUUCAGUUAAUUGGUUUAAUAUAAACUAGAUUCUAAAACCUCAUUCUUUAACAUCAAUAUUCAAAGGUUAAUUCAAGCCAAAUGUUUAUGCUGGAUUUGUAAUAGUAAAUGAAUUGUCUACAUAAACUACAAUGUGGUUUAUAUUUUAAUAUAAUUGUUCUACAGUCAAUGGCUAAAGCCUUCUCACUAUUUAAUUUAUUUGUAUACCCAUAUAUGGUUUUGAAAUCUCACAAAUCAAAUUGUUUGUAAAUCUACAUAUUUGAAAUGUACUAUUUUGCAUAAACAUUGAGAAUUCUGCAAUUUUUGGAUAAAAGCAUGGCUGCGACUAUUCGUACCCGGGUACCAGAAGUGAGAGGUUGGGAUUGUAAAACAAAGAAUCAUGAUAUGCUAUUGUUAUGUAAGAAGCAUAUAUGAUGUCAGUUUAUGCACUAAAAAAAAAAAUUUGCAAAGGUCUGAAUGUGUCUUGAUUCACAAUCAGGUCAUUAGCUGGCUACUCAAUGUCAUAUCUUUUUUAAUUAUGAUUUGUAAAUAAUGUCUGAGUAAUCAAAGACAACGUGCAAAAACUGACAGCUAUCAAUAAAUUUAAAAAAGGCUUUUUGCAAUUUUUUUGUUCCUUUUAUGUCUGUGCAAUAAAGGAGACAAUAGUUUAGUGUGAAAUCUACCAUAAAGUUCUUUAAAAAAAAAAAAUUCUAGCAAUAUAAAUAAAAUGAACUUAGUUUGUUUCUAUUUUAUUUU
This is a messenger RNA of Lymnaea stagnalis (great pond snail), 13150 nucleotides long. Lineage: Eukaryota; Metazoa; Mollusca; Gastropoda; Lymnaeidae. The record is from the annotation of a GenBank genome assembly.